AUACAAACCCCCGUCUUUUCUGUGUCUCCCCAGCUCUCUAAACUCUCCGGGUGAUCGUAAAAGCAACAGACGAAGACUUUUCUACGACAUCGGCUGCUUUGCUACUGCUUUGAUCGUUACGGAGAAACACUUCGAAGAUGGUACGUUUACAGCCAGACCCAUUCCUCAAUGAACUUACAAACAUGUUUGAGCGAACUACAGAAAAGGGCUCUGUUUGGGUCACUCUCAAACACUCUUCUGAUAAAUCUAAAGCCAAGCGGAAUAAACUGAAGAGUGCUGGUGAAAAAAUUGAAUAUAAGUGCCUUAUUCGAGCAACAGAUGGGAAAAAGAACAUUUCUACAAUGGUGGGGGCGAAAGAUCACCAGCGUUUUCAAGCUUCUUACGCAAUUUUGUUGAAGGCUCAGAUGACUGCGUUGAAGAAGAGGGAGAGGAAGGACCGGAGAAAGGCUGCAGAUUCUGACAAGAAGCAAGAUGGUUCGAAGAAGCAGCGGUCUGCUGCUCCCAAGGCCUCUUCUUGAAUCAAAGUAUUUGUUUGUUUCUUUCCUCAUUUUUGCCUUGUACAAUAGGGUUUAAGAUUUCUUAUCCCUUUUGGGACACAACCACUCUCUCCGAUCCUUACUACUCUGCGGAAUCCAGGUUAAAUGAAAGGUGGAGGUUUUAGACUAUUAGUUGUUUACUUUUUAUUUUUUGGAUAAAAUUCAUGAAUAUUUUGUUGAGGGUGUGUUUGGUUGUUAACUUCACUUUUGGCAAAAUUGGUUGCAUCUUGCAGGGCUUAACUGAUGGCUUAUGAUUUUGAUUUUCA
Molecule: messenger RNA, 802 nt
Organism: Ipomoea nil (Japanese morning glory)
Lineage: Eukaryota; Viridiplantae; Streptophyta; Magnoliopsida; Solanales; Convolvulaceae
Product: signal recognition particle 14 kDa protein-like
Exons: 4
Coding region: 138-518 (126 amino acids)
Biological process (GO): SRP-dependent cotranslational protein targeting to membrane
Cellular component (GO): signal recognition particle, endoplasmic reticulum targeting
Molecular function (GO): endoplasmic reticulum signal sequence receptor activity; 7S RNA binding
Source: RefSeq, a predicted model, not a curated record